Messenger RNA from Heterobilharzia americana, 603 nucleotides. NCBI's taxonomy places the organism in Eukaryota, Metazoa, Platyhelminthes, Trematoda, Strigeidida, Schistosomatidae. The record is from the annotation of a GenBank genome assembly.
AUGAUGAUUGUUUUUAACGAGAACAGUGGUACAAAGAAAGACGGUUCAAAAACUUCUCCAUGGAAAUCAACCUGUGAUGUGAAUGGAGAUCUAAGCAGUUCAACUGACGGUGUUGUACCAUUGGUUCAAGGAAUGUCAGCAUUCCGGCGUAAAUCCUCUUCUCUAGUUAACAGACCAAUUCAACCCUUAACACACAGUAGUACAGGUAGUUCAUAUGUCUCGAUACCUGCAUCGAACAAUGGUAUAAGCCAAACAAAAAACAAUAACAAUAAUAGUUUUAAACGUAGUUAUGAUCGACAGACAUUACCAGCACGUCGUUCCGUUGCAUCACUUCCACAGUCAUCUAGAAAUAGUAUACAUUUGGAAAUAUUUGAUGAAAAAAGUGUAGAUGACAAUUUACAUCAACGACGUGCAUCAGCAUUUUUGAUACCUGCGUCUAGUAAUAUGACUUUGACAUUUUUAAAAGAAUUCAGUAACAAACAAGCUGAUCAAGAUACUGAUGUUUCUUCUUGGAGUGUACAAAUACAAAGCCUCUGUACAGCGGUGAAUCGUAUCGUUGAAGGUAUUGAAAGUGCACAUCCUGAUGGGUUCAUACAUAUUUAA